CUCGGGGCGACGGUCACACUUUACAACCGAGCGCGCAAGUAACAAGAUUUUUGUUUUGCUUUCUUUUUCGCUUUCCGAGGACAUACCGGCGACCAUGAAGCGCAUUAAAGACGAGGACAAGGAAGAGUCGCCGUCCCAACCGGCGGCCCACAAUUCCAGCGCCGGUAGCAACGGCCACGACGCCACAUCUCCGGUGGCGGCCACUUCAUCCGCAUCCGCAGUUCCGGAUGUCUCGGCAACCGGAGCCUCCGUUCGCACGACAGGACGCGUCAAGAAACCCAAGCUGGUGUACGAUCCGUCGGACAACUAUGUGUCCCGGGCCAGCAGCAAUCGCAAUUCCCUCGGCGCAGCAGGAGCCGCUCCUGCAGCCGUGGCUGCCAUCUCCAGUGUUCAGCAGUCAUCGCCUGCCAAGGAGGCUGCCAAAGAGGUGGUCAGUGGCGACUCCCAUUCCCAGGACUCCACAACAAGUCCGGCCGUUUCCGAGCAGCUGCAGCCGGCACAGAAUCGCAACUUCGACACGUGCCAGAAGUGUGCCAAAAGCGAACCGAAGCGGGGAUCGGGCCACAAGAGCAACUUCCUCACCUGCAAGGGCUGCAUGCAAAAAUGGCACUUUCCCUGUUUGCCCAUCACCUUCGAGAACCAGAGCCUAGCCCGCAAGAGGUACAAGUGCAACAAGUGUCGCUACUGCCAGGUGUGCAACGUGAGGGGCCGAGAUCUGGCCAUCUGCAGCACUUGCGUGGAUGCCUACCAUGCGGACUGCAAUGAUCCCACCAUCAAGCAAACCAAAUCCGUCGAAACCAAUCCCAACUGGAAAUGCUUCCGAUGCGAGGCGAGUAAUAGCGGCAAUAACACCAGCCCUUCCAGCGAGGAGCAGACGGGGAACAGGAAAUCCAAUGCGAGCCGCGAGGACCAGCCGGUGGCGGCCAGGAAAUCCAAUGCGGGCCGCAAGAAGCGCGUCCAAUCCGACCCCACGGGUCAGGAGAAACCAGCAAAGAUUGAGAAGCUGGGCAAACGCAGUCCACCUUUAAAAAUAGAGGAAAAGAAAGAAAAGAAGGAACAUAAUGAGGAAGAAGAGCAGCGGGAACAGCCAGUGGUGGUCAAAGUGGAGAAGGUGGAGGAUGAGGAGGACAGAGAGAAGGAGACGGAAAAAGAAACGGAAAAGGGAACGAAAAAGGAGGAGAAAGAGCCCAUACAGCCAGAGACUCGGGAAGAACCGGAGCCACAUCUGGAAUCGUUUCCCUCACGUCUAACGCCACCGCCACCUGCAGCUGUAGAUAGCCCCGUGAACAUCAAGAGCCAACCAGUAUCCUCCUGGUCCGUGGAACAGGUCGUUGGCUUUGUGGCCAGGCACUAUCCAAAGGAGGCGAACGUGUUCCGAUACCAGGACAUCGACGGAGCCUCCCUGCUGCUCCUCACCCGCCAGGAUGUGAUGAACGGAUUCGGCCUGAAGCUAGGACCGGCGCUGCGCGUCUUUGAACUCGUCAUGUCCCUUCAGAGUCGCUCCGACGACGUGAGACUCGCCUGGUUCGAGUAGCGUCCCCACCUCCUUAGCACCUAAGAACCUUGCGCGACACUGUAACUUUAAUCUAUUAUUCUCAUCUGGAGCCAAUGUUCAUUCGUAAGCAACAAAUAACAGCUUAUAUUAAGUCUUCUGGCGGAUGACCUUACUGGCGCUCCAGUUUUUAAGAUGUUCUUCUGUAAUUAUACACUUGCAAAUGCACAUACUUUGUAAAUGAUAUCUGCUAUAUUUGCAAAUAAUUAUAUGACUUUUUAUUCGAA
Messenger RNA from Drosophila rhopaloa, 1779 nucleotides. RefSeq names its product histone-lysine N-methyltransferase 2D (gene Lint-O). Bases 95 to 1534 code for a protein of 479 amino acids. The record is from RefSeq and is a predicted model, not a curated record. Gene Ontology annotation, molecular function: protein binding. NCBI's taxonomy places the organism in Eukaryota, Metazoa, Arthropoda, Insecta, Diptera, Drosophilidae. The transcript is spliced from 3 exons.